AUGACACAGUGGCCGCUAAUCCAACGAAAUGUUUAUACGUUGGCAUCUCUAAAUAGUCCAAUGAAUAAAACAAUUGAACCAAUUCAUGUUUUAACAACACAUAAUACAAAUACAUCAUCACGUAUCUCAACAACACCUAAUAUUUAUGAUGAUAGUUUAACAAAUCUUUCAUGGUUACAUGAUAUAAAUAUACUCAAACGAAGUAUACCAACCAUAAAUUCUUCAACAUCAUCAGCGUGUUCAUCAUCUUCAGGAAACACUACAAUUAGUAAUAAACGUAAAGAACAAUCGUUAUCUAAUACUUCUAUAUCUUCAUCAUCAUCAUCAUCAUCUAUCGGUGCUGUUUAUCCAAAUGAUAUUGAUAAUAAUAAUAAUGAUUUCUCAAUAAAUAAUGAUGAACAAUGGAGAAUGUAUAAAACAAAUCCCCAAGCAAAACCGGUUUAUUCCUAUUGUCAACUUAUACUAUUAGCAAUGCAACAUUCAGGUUAUGAAAAAAUGACAUUACAAAUGAUCUAUGAAUGGAUUUCAGAUAAUUUUCCUUAUUUUAAAAAAAUGGAACCUACUUGGCAGAAUUCUAUUCGACAUAAUUUAUCAUUAAACAAAUGUUUUAUUAAAGUUCCACGUAAUAAAAAAGAAACUGCUGGUAAAGGUGGAUAUUGGAAAUUAUCAUCUGAUUAUGAACGACAAUAUUUACAAAAUAAAUCUUUAAUAAAUAAUCAACAAGAACAAGAAAUUCAUUCAUCGCCACCAAAUAAACGUAUACGUUCAUCAAAACGAUCAACAAAUCAUAUUAGACAAUUAAAUAAUAUUAUUAAAUCUGAAACAUGGAUUGAUCCAAUUCUUCCAUGUAUUAAUACAACACAAAAUCAAUGUCAUGUAACAAAUAUUGAUCGUACUUAUGUUCGAAUGCCAAGUAGUUUUCUUUCUCCUAUAUCAUCACCAGAUUCUUUAACUGUUCCAUCAUUUAAUCAUCAUCAACAACAACAACAAAUUAAUGAUUUUUCAUCUGUUUUAUCUCCAUCACCAUCAAGUUCACCAUCAUCAAUAAUUUCUAAACAAAAUUUUAUUUCAACUAAAUUAGAUGAUACAGAUAUGCUUUUAUUAGAUUCAGUUACAUUUGAUUGGGACGCUUAUUUAUCUGAAACACCAAAUGAUAUUGAUUUAUCAACAAAAACUGAACAAGAUUUAUUUAAUGAUUUUAAUGCCGCAUUAACGGAUUUAACAUAUUCAGCUGAGACAGCAGCAGCCGGUGGAGAUACAAGUGCAUUUGAUGGUUUUGAUUAUCCAACAAAACAUUCAACAUUUACUUCAUUAUUUGAUGAUGAUAAUGAAGAACAACAAUAUCAACAAUCUCUUAAAAUCAAAGGUCGUGGAAUAAAACGACCAUCAUGGUGGCUUACAAAUGACACUAUAAUGACAACAAAAUUACCAUCACUAGAAACAGCUUUUGAUUUAAAACUAUCUAAGUAA
Adineta steineri is the source of this 1470-nucleotide messenger RNA. The record is from the annotation of a GenBank genome assembly. NCBI's taxonomy places the organism in Eukaryota, Metazoa, Rotifera, Eurotatoria, Adinetida, Adinetidae.